GCCAUAAAAAAUAUGUGUCUAAAGUUUGAUCUGUUUCCUGGUUGGAGCCUACUGUUCAAGUGAGUUUUCAAGAGCCCACUACAUCUCAGGAACGGAGGUUUCAAUGAAGGACGUCAGCAAAUAAUUUAGAAGUUGCAUGACCAACGAAUAGGAGAAUUGAAAUUUGGCAAUGCUGAAAAAGGGAGAGUGGGUCUGGCUGGAGUCCAGUAUCGGGGUGACCAUCGGAGCCAGGGUCAAGGUGACCAAAACUGGCCAACAGGUGCUAGUCGACGAUGAGGGAAAGGAGCACAGACUGUCCAAGGGUGGGGAGGCCGUCGUCAGGGUCAUGCACCCCACGUCCGUGGAGGGGGUGGAGGACAUGAUCCGUCUGGGGGACCUCAACGAGGCCGGCCUCCUCAGGAACCUGAUGGUCCGCCACAAGCAGGGCAUCAUCUACACCUACACAGGCUCGGUUCUGGUGGCGGUGAACCCGUAUCAGGAGCUGCCGCUGUACACUGCUGACCAGGUGAGGCUGUACCACGGCCGCAGGCUUGGCGAGCUGCCCCCCCACGUGUUCGCCAUCGCCGACACCUGCUACUUCAACAUGCGCCGCUACAAACGCGACCAGUGCUGCAUCGUCAGUGGGGAGUCAGGGGCGGGGAAGACAGAGAGCACCAAGCUGAUGCUCCAGUUCCUGGCUGCAGUGAGUGGACAGCACUCAUGGAUCGAGCAGCAAAUACUGGAGGCCAACCCCAUAUUGGAAGCAUUUGGAAAUGCCAAAACAAUUCGCAAUGACAACUCAAGCCGCUUUGGGAAGUACGUUGAGAUCUUCUUCAACAAAGACGGGGUGAUUGAAGGAGCCCGCAUGGAGCAGUACCUGCUGGAGAAGUCUCGUGUCUGCCAUCAGGCUUCGCAAGAGCGAAACUAUCACAUAUUUUACUGCAUGUUGGCUGGGAUGUCAGCAGAGCCGAAGAAGACACUGUCUUUAGGCAAGGCCACAGAUUUCAAUUUCCUCACAAAGGGUGACUGUAUUGUUUGUGAGGGGCGUGACGACGCCAAAGACUAUGCCCGUAUGCGCUCUGCGAUGAAGAUCCUCACCUUCACAGAGAGCCAGUGUUGGGAGGUCCUCAAGCUCCUGGCUGCCCUCCUCCACCUGGGCAACGUUAACUUCGAAGCCACCUACUUGAACAACAUGGAAAGCAGUGAUAUAAGGAUGUCAGACAACUUUACCAUCGCAGCCAAAUUACUAGAGGUGCAGAGUACAGCUCUGGGAGUGAGUCUGACCCAUCGCUCUUUCUUGACCAAUAGGGAACGGGUGUCCAAAUCCCUCAGCUCUGAACAGGCCUCUGAUUGCAGGGAUGCCUUCGUCAAGGCGAUUUAUGGCAAGCUGUUCAUAUGGAUUGUUGGGAAAAUCAACGAUACUAUCCACAAGAUCCCGACCAACGGUCCUAAAUAUGUCCGCCAAUCCAUUGGCCUACUGGAUAUAUUUGGCUUUGAGAAUUUUAACUCAAACAGCUUUGAGCAGUUGUGCAUUAACUUUGCCAAUGAGCAGCUGCAGCAAUUCUUUGUGAGUCACUUGUUCAAAGAAGAGCAGGAAGAGUAUUUUAAGGAGGACAUUGUCUGGAAGAACAUCUCCUUCACUGACAACCAGCACACUCUGGACCUGCUGGCAGGGAAAUCUCUUAAUUUACUCUCCCUGAUCGACGAGGAGAGCCACUUUCCAAAGGGGACGGAUGCUACCAUGCUGAGCAAGAUGAACACAGUCCAUGGGAAAAGCAACGUCUACCUCUCCUCCAAAAGUGCUCAUGAUGUAGAGUUUGGGAUCAGCCAUUUUGCUGGGGUCGUUUACUACAACUCCAAAGGCUUCUUGGAAAAGAACAGAGAUGCUGUCAGCUCUGACAUCAUCAAGCUCAUAAACACAUCCACCAACAAGCUCCUUCGAAUGAUCUAUGAGACUGAGCUCAAUACAAACGGAGCCAAGUGCUCCAACAACCACAAGGUCGUCCUAACUCCCAAGAGCUCUCUGAGGGCCCAGAGCGACGGCAGGAAACAAGUGACCACGCUGAGCGGCAAGUUCCGCCUGUCCCUCGACGCCCUCAUGAAGGCCCUGUCCGUCUGCCAGCCCUUCUUCAUCCGCUGCUUCAAACCCAACAACGACAAACAAUCAGAGAGCUUUGACCGGGAGCUGUGCAUGCGCCAGCUGCGGUACUCUGGCAUGAUGGACACCAUCAGGAUCCGCAAAUUGGGAUUUCCCAUCCGCCACUCCUUCAAGGACUUCCUGCAGCGCUACAGGGUGCUCCUGAACACCGCUGUCUGUGACCCCAAAACUGAGACUGUGGCAGCCUGCUGUGAUGCCAUCUGCAGGGCUGUCAUCACUGGAGAUGAUGGAUGGAGGAUUGGCAGGACCAAAAUCUUCCUAAAGGAUGCCCACGACUCUUUCCUGGAGCAGGAGAGAGCGCGAGAGUUCAACAGGAAGGCCCUCAUCAUCCAGAGGGUCAUGUUGGGCCACAGGGACAGAAAGAGUUUUGUGAACAAGAGAAGAGCAGCUCUGGUUGUACAGACGUACUGGAGAGCUUACAGAGUGCGGAAAAUCUUCCGCAAGAUUCUACAUGGCUUUGAGCGCCUGAUAUCCAGGAUCCGCAGCCGGAAGACCCAGUUGGAGUUCCAGAAGAAGCAGGAGGCUGCUGUCUCCAUGCAGGCUGGGGUGCGAGGCUACCUGGCCAAGAAGAGCUUCAAACGCCAGCGGCAAGCUGUGACGCUCCUGCAGGCCCACGCCAGAGGCAUGCUAGCCAGGAAGAGGGCCAACAAGAUCCGGACCGACGCCUUCCUCUCCGCCCAGGAGCGCCAGGCUCAGGAGCAGGAAGCCCUGGAGCUGCAGAGAAGGCUUGAGGAGGUUCUCAGCCAAUCCCAGCAGGCAUCUAGCAGCCCUGAGCCUAUGGAUGAACAGGAUAUCGUGGACAACAUGUUCGAGUUCCUACCCAUGGUUGUUACCCAGGCCGACGUGACUGAGAAGGAGGAGAAAAAAGAGGAGGACAAGGACAAGAAGGAGAUCAAGCCAGAGAAGAAGGAGACCAAGCCGGAGAAGACAGUGCCCUUUGUGACCAUCGCGGAGGCCCCAGAGCUGGACCCAGCGCCCGACCCUGGCCCUCAGAAACUGCCUGUGGAGGACUACGAUUCGGAUGACAAAGCAGACGACAAUGACGAUGACGAAUAUUCCUUCUUCAAGUUCAGUGCCAUGCACUUCCAGGGUUCAGCCAGCAACAGCCACAUCACCCAGAGGCUCCGGCAGCCCCUGCUCCACCACGAGGACGAGGGAGAUGCCCUGGCCUGUCUCACGGUGUGGUGGAUCAUCUUGAGGUUCAUGGGCGACCUCCCGGAGCCUAAAAAACUCACCGAGGAGCGCCUCAGCACCGUGACCAGCCCCUUCCCUCAGUAUUCACUAAGGCAGGGAAGGAGGCUCAGCAACUUGGUGGGACUGGACCAGAAAGUACUGAGAAAGAACAGGAGGAAAUCCGAAGCAACCCUAUUGAACAGAAAACAGUCCACCAUUGUUGAAGAGUCAGAAAUAGAGGUGGAUGGAAGCGACAUUCUAGUUGGUGAAGGACCCACUCUAGAUCGACCAAUGUCAUCCUUGGAGCAACUGCACGUAAUCGUUGGCUACGCCAUUUCCAGACCAAAUAUCAGGGAUGAGAUCUACAGUCAGAUCUGCAAGCAGCUGGUUAAAAACAAGAACCAGCGUAGCUGUAUUCGAGGCUGGAUCCUGAUGUCCCUCUGUCUGGGAGUCUUCCCCCCUACCGACCGCCUAUUGAAGUAUCUGGAGGCGUUCAUCCGCUGUGGGCACAAGAGCUACGGGCCGUACUGCGCGGAACGCCUGCGACGCGUCGUGGCCAAUGGGGAGAGAAAAGAACCUACCUGCUAUAUCGAGCUACAGGCAGCCAAAACCAAGCAGGCCGUUCCCAUGUCUGUGUCCCUGAUGGACGGCUCCACCGUCAGCCUGACUGUGGACUCGGCCUGCACGUCUGCAGAGCUGUGUCAGCAAGUAGCCAAGAAGAUCAACCUGAAAGACACCUAUGGGUUCUCCAUCUACAUCGACAUCUAUGACAAGCUGUGGUCCCUGGGCAGCGACGGGAGGCACGUGAUGGACGCCAUCUCUCAGUGCGAGCACGAAGUGAGGAGGAAGGGCGACGAGGGCCAGCCGACCCUGUGGAAGUUGUUCUUCCAGAAGGAGCUGUUCACGCCCUGGCACGACAGCACGUGGGACCUCGUCAGCACCGACAUCAUCUACCGACAGGUCAUCAGGGGCCUCAAGUCGAAAAAGUACAGGUCUGAGAAGGAAGAUGAUUUUGUCCAGCUGGCUGUAAUGCACUACUACGCACAAUUUGGGUCUGAAAACAGCAUUCAGAAUGCCAGAACGGUGGUGGAGGACUGCAUCCCUAUCACCCUGAUAGAAACCAAGUCUCAGACCAAGUGGAUUCAGAUGAUUAACGCUGCACACUUACAGGGUUCAUAUGUGAAGGGAAAGGAGAGCAAAGAGAGAGCUAUGGCGGACGUGGUUGACAGCGCCCGUCAGAAGUGGCCUAUCUACUUCUCAAAGUUCUAUGAAGUCACGAUGAUCUCAGGACCAUCAUUACCCAAGAGCAGCUUUAUCGUGGCCAUCAACUGGAAGGGAAUCUCAUUCCAGGACGACAAAAACAAGCAGCUCUUAGAGCUGACCUACCCUGAAGUGACUGCUGCCAACAUAACAAGUGACAGUAUGACUGGAAGUCAGUGUUUGAGUCUGGAGACAAUGCAGGGGCUCUAUCUCCUGAGCUGUGCCCUGGCGGGGGAGAUGGCUGAGCUGAUCCAGAUGUACCUGGAGGGUCUAAAGGAGCGCUCGGUGUACGCAGUAGCCCUGCAGGAUAUCAACAGACCGGACGACCCCACCUUCCUGAGCUGCAAGCGAGGGGACCUGCUGGUCAUAGUGAAGGAUGGGGAGUACUCCCCUGAGCACGGCUGGAUCAAGGCCACCAAUGAGGGCACGGCCAACACCGGGGCUAUCGCCACCAAUGCCAUCCAGGUGCUGCCAACUCUCACCAAGCCCAACGAGGACACCCUGAAUCGGUUACAUCUAAAUCAAGACCAGAAGAAGACUAAGAACGUUCUGGAGCGAGAAGAGGCAGUGGCGCCCAUCUCACUGAAGGAAUUCUCCUUCGAGUACUUCAGGCAGCCAGGUAAGGAGGUGGGUCGGUCAGGUCAGGUCAGAAGGAAGGAGAAGUUGUGGGCCGUCUCCAGAGAGCCCCUCAAACAGCCUCUGCUGAGGAGCCUGGAAGGCAACUCCGACCUCAGUCACAUGGCCUGCACAGCCUUCAUCGCUAUCCUGAAGUACAUGGGAGACUACCCCAGCAAACACGUACGCAGCGCUGUCGAGCUCACCGACCAGAUCUUUGGGCCGGCCACACAAUAUGUGGAACUUCAAGAUGAGAUCUACUGUCAGAUCAUGAGGCAGAUGACCAACAACAGCAGCAGGUUGAGUACAGACUACGGCUGGCAGCUAAUCUGGCUGUGUACAGGUCUGUUCCCCCCCAGCCAGACCCUGCUGAAACACACCCAGCUGUUCCUGGAGUCCCGCCCGAGAGAACCCCUGGCUGCAGAAUGUCUGCAGAGACUGCAGGCCAUGCUCAGGAUGGAGCCCAGGAAGCUACCCCCACAUCAGGUGGAGGUUGACGCCAUCCGGCAGAACAGCAGCCAGAUCUUCCAUAAAGUGCACUUCCCCAAUGAAUCAGCCGAGCUGUUUGAAGUGGAGUCAACCACAAGGAUUCGAGACCUCUGUCGAACCAUCGCCAGCCAUCUGAGGCUGAGCUCUUCAGACGGUUACGGUCUCUUCAUGAAAACAACAAACAAGGUUGUGGGCUUGACCGAGCAACAGUACUUCUUUGACAGUUUGAGACCAACCACCGAGCAACCAAAGAAAACAAAGAAAUCCAAAGAGGGAACUCCAGCCACAGCACCUUAUCUAGUCAUCUUCAUGAGGAAACUAUGGUUCAACGUCAUCCCAGGAAGGGACCUGAUAGCCGACCUCAACUUCCACUUCCCACAGGAGUUGCCCAAGUACCUGCGAGGCUACCACAAGUGCACCAAGGAGGAUAUGAUCAGCCUGGCUGGGCUGCUGUUCAGGAUCAAAGUGGACAUAGACAAGUCUCAGUUUGUGAUGAUCCCCAGGAUGCUGAAGGAGCUGGUUCCAGCUGACCAGCUGAAGUCCAUGUCCCCCGAGGAGUGGAAGAAGCACAUCGUCUCGUCCUAUAACAAGCAGGCUGGGAUCACCAUGGACGAGGCUAGACUGGCCUUCCUUCGAAUCAUCUCCAGCUGGCCAACCUUUGGUUGUGUUUUCUUCGAAGUGAAGCAAACAUCCGAGCCAAGUUACCCCAGCAUUGUGGUGAUAGCUAUCAGCAAGCAAGGUGUCAACUUCAUAAACCCCCAAACCAAGGAGUUGCUGGUCUUAUAUCCUUUCAACCGCAUAACCAACUGGUCCAGCGGCAACACCUUCUUCCACAUGACGGUCGGUAACCUGGUGAGAGGAAGCACGAUUCUCUGUGAGACUUCACUGGGUUACAAAAUGGACGACCUCUUAACCUCUUAUUUCAACAUGUAUGAGAGUCAGAGGAAGGCUGUGCAGCCCAGGAACCAACUGUUCAAAGCACAGUAUUGACAUCCUUUUAGCAGUUAGCCUUUACAUUGCAUUACUUGCUUUUACAUUCAUAUGAUGUUUGCACUGUGACAUUGCUAAAAAAGGAAAACAAAACUUAAUUCAUUUGGUGAAAUAGACCUGCCAUGGAUAAUAUAUUUUAUAGACAUCCUUGUUAAAAAAUGUAUUUUGGUAUGUGGAUUAUCUCAAAUAUGUGUAGAUGCCUUAAAUAGAUCAUUAUUAAAUUGUUAUAUUUAUAAUGUUACUCUUUUGUUAAUUUUUAUCAUUAUAAAAAAAAGGAGCAAAAAUACAUUGCAUAAUGUAUUUAUAGAAACAAGUACAUA
This is a messenger RNA of Hypomesus transpacificus, 6984 nucleotides long. It is a transcript of the gene myo7bb, whose product is annotated as myosin VIIBb. The transcript has 48 exons. Gene Ontology annotation, molecular function: ATP binding; cytoskeletal motor activity; protein binding. The record is from RefSeq and is a predicted model, not a curated record. Gene Ontology annotation, cellular component: cytoskeleton; myosin complex. NCBI's taxonomy places the organism in Eukaryota, Metazoa, Chordata, Actinopteri, Osmeriformes, Osmeridae. Bases 170 to 6664 code for a protein of 2164 amino acids.